AGCCGGCAGCAGACGAUGUCCACCAACGUGGUGUACCAAGCCCACCAUGUCAGCAGGAAGAAGAGAGGCCAAGUGCUGGGCACCAGGGCUGGGUUCCGAGGCUGCACAGUCUGGCUGACAGGCCUUUCAGGAGCUGGCAAGACAACCCUUGGCUUUGCCCUGGAGGAGUUCCUGGUGUCCCAUGGCAUCCCCUGUUACUCCCUGGACGGGGACAACGUGAGGCAUGGCCUGAACAAGAACCUGGGCUUCUCGUCGGCCGACCGGGAGGAGAACAUCCGGCGCAUCGCCGAGGUGGCGCGGCUCUUCGCCGAUGCUGGUCUGGUCUGCAUCACCAGCUUCAUCUCCCCUUUCUCCAAGGACCGGCAGAACGCCCGGAGGAUUCACGAGGCAGCAGGGCUGCCUUUCUUUGAGAUCUUUGUAGAUGCUCCUCUCAACAUCUGUGAAAGCAGAGAUGUGAAGGGCCUCUACAAAAAGGCAAGAGCUGGAGAGAUCAAAGGCUUCACUGGGAUUGACUCAGAGUAUGAGAAGCCUGAAUCUCCUGAGCUGGUGCUGAAGACCAACCUUGCAUCUGUGUCUGAGUGCAUCCAGCAGGUGGUGGAGCUCCUCCAAGCCCAAAACAUUGUGCCCCAGAGCUCAGUGAAGGAUGUGCUGGAGCUGUUUGUCCCUGAGAACGAGCUGGAGAGGGUACGAGCUGAGGCUGAGACACUGCCCUGCCUGCAGAUCACUGAGGUGGACCUGCAGUGGCUGCAGGUGCUGAGCGAGGGCUGGGCCACGCCGCUGACCGGCUUCAUGCGGGAGGCAGAGUACCUGCAGGUCAUCCACUUUGGCACCCUGCUGAAUGAGGGCGUGGUGAACCUGAGCGUGCCGAUCGUGCUGCCGGUGUGCAGGGAGGACAAGGAGCGGCUGGAGGGCUGCGCGGCGCUGGCGCUGUGCCGGGCGGGCCGCAGGCUGGCCGUGCUCCGGCGCCCCGAGUUCUACGAGCACAGGAAGGAGGAGCGCUGCGCCCGCGUCUGGGGCACCACCUGCGCCAAGCACCCGCACAUCAAACUGGUGCUGGAGAGUGGGGACUGGCUGCUGGGAGGAGACCUGCAGGUGCUGGAGAGGAUCCGGUGGAACGAUGGCCUGGACCAGUACCGCCUCACCCCCCGGGCACUGCGGCAGAGGUUCAGGCAGAUGGACGCUGACGCGGUGUUCGCGUUCCAGCUGCGCAACCCCGUUCACAACGGGCACGCCCUGCUGAUGCAGGAGACGCGGCGCCAGCUGCUGCAGCGGGGGUACCGCAACCCCGUGCUGCUGCUGCACCCCCUGGGCGGCUGGACCAAGGACGACGACGUGCCGCUGGCCUGGCGCAUGCGGCAGCACGCCGCCCUGCUGCAGGACCGCGUCCUGGAGCCCUCCUCCACCGUCCUGGCCAUCUUCCCCUCCCCCAUGCUCUACGCCGGCCCCACCGAGGUGCAGUGGCACUGCCGUGCCCGGAUGGUGGCUGGCGCCAACUUCUACAUCGUGGGGCGUGACCCGGCAGGGAUGCCCCACCCCGACACCCAGAAGGACCUCUAUGAGCCCACGCAGGGAGGGAAGGUCCUGGGCAUGGCUCCGGGGCUGACCUCUGUGGAGAUCAUCCCCUUCCGGGUGGCAGCUUACAACAAGCAGAAGAGGGCCAUGGACUUCUAUGACCCCAAGAGGCACGAGGAAUUUGACUUCAUCUCAGGGACACGCAUGAGGAAGCUGGCACGGGAGGGUGCAGACCCACCCGAGGGCUUCAUGGCCCCCAAGGCUUGGAAGGUCCUGACUGAGUACUACCAAUCUCUGGAGAAGAAUUGACCCUGCUGCUGCUGCCUAGCAAUUCCUGUAUUAAGAGUGAGCCA
Indicator indicator is the source of this 1865-nucleotide messenger RNA. Its product is annotated as bifunctional 3'-phosphoadenosine 5'-phosphosulfate synthase 2. Bases 16 to 1821 code for a protein of 601 amino acids. Gene Ontology annotation, molecular function: ATP binding; adenylylsulfate kinase activity; sulfate adenylyltransferase (ATP) activity. The record is from RefSeq and is a predicted model, not a curated record. Gene Ontology annotation, biological process: 3'-phosphoadenosine 5'-phosphosulfate biosynthetic process; sulfate assimilation. Lineage: Eukaryota; Metazoa; Chordata; Aves; Piciformes; Indicatoridae. The transcript is spliced from 12 exons.